Messenger RNA from Labeo rohita (rohu), 2800 nucleotides. RefSeq names its product ankyrin repeat and SOCS box containing 7 (gene asb7). Gene Ontology annotation, molecular function: protein binding. Gene Ontology annotation, biological process: intracellular signal transduction. The transcript has 5 exons. The record is from RefSeq and is a predicted model, not a curated record. Bases 176 to 1222 code for a protein of 348 amino acids. NCBI's taxonomy places the organism in Eukaryota, Metazoa, Chordata, Actinopteri, Cypriniformes, Cyprinidae.
UUGUCGCAAAACUCUGACAUUCGGCGUAUUGUUUUGCAGCAGUAUGAUGUAUGCGUGACGUUUUUGACAGCUCGAAUCUGAUUGGUCGUUGCGGUUUGAAGCCUAGGAGAUGAUGUUCAUGGCUACCUGACUGUAUUUGUACUCUAAUGGAGAUCUGAAGUGGAUGUGAAUAUGGAUGCAGAAAGCAAAGGCUCUUUCAAAUCUACAAGACAUUAAUGAACGGGACACAGGAGCGUCUGAGCCCCGUACUGCGAGAUGUGACAGGAUGCUGAACCAUCACUGCAGAAGGAACCCAGAGUUACAGGAGGAGCUGCAGAUCCAGGCGGCGGUGGCGGCCGGCGAUGUCUACACCGUCCGCAAGAUGCUGGAGCAGGGCUACUCGCCCAAGAUCAGAGACGCCAACGGCUGGACGCUGCUGCACUUCUCUGCGGCAAAGGGCAAAGAGCGCUGCGUGCGCGUGUUCCUCGAACACGGAGCGGAUCCCACGGUGAAGGAUUUCAUCGGCGGCUUCACAGCUCUGCAUUACGCCGCCAUGCACGGCCGCGCCCGCAUCGCUCGCCUCAUGCUGGAGUCCGAGUACCGCAGCGACAUCAUCAACGCCAAGAGCAACGACGGCUGGACCCCUCUGCACGUGGCGGCCCACUACGGCCGCGACUCCUUCGUGCGUCUCCUCUUAGAGUUCAAAGCCGAGGUGGACCCGCUCAGCGACAAAGGCACGACGCCGCUCCAGCUGGCCAUCAUCCGCGAACGCUCCAGCUGCGUGCGCAUCCUCCUCGACCACAAUGCCAACAUAGACAUUCAGAAUGGCUUCUUGUUGCGUUACGCCGUCAUUAAGGGCAACCACUCGUAUUGCCGCAUGUUCCUGCAGCGGGGAGCGGACACUAACCUGGGCCGACUGGAAGACGGUCAGACGCCGCUGCACCUGUCGGCCCUCAGAGACGAUGUGCUGUGUGCACAGAUGCUGUACACGUACGGAGCCGAUACGAACACGAGGAACUACGAGGGCCAGACGCCCGUGGCUGUUUCCGUCAGCAUGUCUGGCAUCAGUCGGCCCUGUCUGGACUUCCUGCAGGAGGUCACAAGGCAGCCCAGAACUUUGCAGGAUAUGUGCAGGAUAAAGAUCCGCCAGUGCAUCGGCCUGCAGAGCCUGAAGUUUCUGGAGGAUCUGCCCAUCGCCAAGGUCAUGAAGGACUACCUAAAACACAAGUUCGACAAUGUUUGACCACAGCCGACCGACUCGUUUCUGUAGGUUCCCUUAAGACUCUAUGCAAACUCUCUUUUUGAUUUCUACUCGAAACCUCUGGGAGCAGGUGCAGCGUUUUGUACGAUGCUUAUUUACGGAGCAACGACUGUGGAUCGGGAGCACUGUAACGGCCACGUUGAUUCGUGUCACGGAGAAAUUCCUGACCCGUGAGAGAAGGAAAAACGCAGACGUUUGAUUUGUACCAAAUAUCUUUUUUUGCUCUUAAAUCAACAUGGCCUUUGUAAGUAUUUGACGUUUUUUAUCAGCUACAUUCUCAGAUAAGAAAAAGAUAAAAGCUAAGCUAUCCAGAGAAAUUGGCAAAUAUUCAGGUCACCCUUAUGAAAAAAUAUGCAUGUGCUAUUGUCAUUUUUUUCCUGUGAAGAAAUCAUUUCAUCAAUUAAUUUCUACCAGAUUGUAACAAAAAAAAAAAAAGGCCACAGGCUCUUUUUUUUUUUCUUCUUUUUUUUUUUUUUUUUUCAGAACAAUUCUCAUUUAAUUUAAUUUUUUACAAUUAUUAUUUACAAGUUGUCAGUAUCAGAGGUGCUCGGCUUUAGUUUGCAUUAAAAGGUAAAGUCCUAGUCGCGAGAGGUCUACAUAGGUGUAUUACGUGAAUAAAUCAUUAACGAACUUUAUGUAAAUAAUUGUGUCAUAUGUACAGCAGAUAUUUUUAGACUAUUUAAGCCACAAGCUUGUGUUAUGGAAGUGUUUUGGGGGUUUUGUCGAGUGCUUCUGUGUUUUACAUGUGACCUGUCAAGGGCUCUGAUGUGGGAACGUCUGGAUUUGUUAUUAAAUGAAAAAUUAGUGAUGCUUAAUUGUAAUUGGCCAUUGUUUUCUUGUUAUUAUGCACAUGAAAAAUCAGUAAUUUAAUAUUUUUCAUGAUUUUUUUUUUAAUAUAUAAUGAUUUGAAAUGCACUUAAUGUUUUUUUUUCUACAAAAUAUAAGCAUUAGUCAACUCUCUGCAUAGCAUUAAGCUUUUCAGUCAAAUCGCAACUUUGUUUUUGGUUCUUCCCCCUAAAAUCUCAGUCAAGGUGAGACCGCUUUGCUCUCGCUCGCUGUUACUCAAGACUAUUUUACCCGAACCGGUUUGAACACUAGCUGCCUUUCCUUCAGUCCGUGACGCAGUACAGCUACAGCAUUUCACCUCAUGAUGAACACAGUUCAAGUGCAUUAAAGUGACCUGCCACCGCAUUUAAAUUAUUUCUCUUUUUUUAGUUAAGUUUAGGGCGUUUGUUGGGACUGAAAGCGUCUGUGGAUGACUGCUUGCUACCAUAAUGUAUUCAGAACCAGGUGUGGAGGACUGAUGUGAGAGCCAGGGAAUGUUUUACGGGAUUUGUCUUUGCUGAUCGGAAGUCUUCCACAACUUCAACUACUGAAUGUAUAUAAUCUGCUGUUUCACAUGUACAUGUGUGUGAAUAAAUGGAUCUCAUAAUGUCCCCGUUUGUUAUUUUUCAAAGUCUUAUUGCUGUACUUUGAAGCAGUAAUUGUGCCGUGUUCAUCGAUUUGCAUCCAUUUUUCUAGAGUUUGAUGACUUUCUAAUAAAAUGUCUGCGAAAAAUGA